Messenger RNA from Heterobilharzia americana, 1445 nucleotides. The record is from the annotation of a GenBank genome assembly. NCBI's taxonomy places the organism in Eukaryota, Metazoa, Platyhelminthes, Trematoda, Strigeidida, Schistosomatidae.
UUUAGACACUAACUCAGAAGCCGGGGGAACAUUAAAUUUCGUGUAAGCGUGGGGAUUUCAGAUUGCGUCGAUAAUGUGGUCAGCAAGUGAUUAUGGUAGUAUCGGAAGUACAGGUGAUUUUGGGGGUGGAUAUAUGGCAUCAUCUGCUUCCAACAGUGGACUUAAGAAAACAAGUAAUCAGGGUAACAUAAUUCCUUGCACAUGUGCCGAAAUCAUGAAUUCAAGUCAGGAUGGUGAUAAGUCCAUUUCUUCUUGUGGAAUCGAGUUCAGUCAAAUAACAGUGGUGGGUAUAAUCCGUUCUGUGAAUGAAUCAAGCACGCGAGUUGAGUAUGAAAUUGACGAUUAUACAGGUCCUUAUUUACCUGUGAAGCUUUUUACUGACGAUCAGGACAACACAUCUACCGGCUUACAAUGCCGUCCGUUCCGUGAGUUGUCAUAUGUUCGAGUACAUGGUCAUGUUCGAAACUUCCAGGGAAUGAAACAUGUCAUUGCUUUUCGGGUUAUUCCUGUGUUGGACAUGAAUGAACUUACUGUUCAUAUUAUGGAAGUGAUUUAUACGCGGAUUUUGUAUAUGAAAAUGAAACAGGAUGAGAAUGACGGCACUAACACCAAAAGUAUUUAUGGAGAAAGUGGUUCACACAACGUCACUAGUUCCAUCAGUAAUGGUCUUACUGUCUUACAAAAUCAGAUACUAGCCAUAGUUAGAACAUUCGUUGGUGAACGUGGGAUUCCUGUUUCACAGUUGUCAGAAAAAUUGCGUGGGAUUCCUGAACGACAAAUUAGGUAUGUGUUAGAAUCCAGUCAAUGGAUAUUCUACUUUCUUAUCCCAGUGUUUCUUAAUAUUAGAUAUUGUAUAGUGUUACAAUAAAUUUAUUCUUUUUUAUGCCAUUAAGCUGUGAUACUAAGCUUCUGUUUUUCCUUGAACCGUAUAUUUGUACGCUAGUCCUUACUAAACCAAACUUAGCUUUCUGACGAAGUACCGUCACCAAACAAAAGAAGAUUUGGAUUUCCUAAGUGCUGAAGGUCAUGUGUAUUCAACUGUGGAUGACGAUCACUUCCGAGCAACUGAGGCAUAAGAACAGUUUAAUUUAUCUGAUUACUUCGUAUGUACUGUUGAAUAACUAUUUUUUUAUUUAUACUCUGUACACAAAUCGAAUACUAUGCUGCAUCUUGGCUUCCAAACGUUUUUUCAUUUCCACAGCAAAGGGUUGGCUUCAUUCAAAACAUUUAUGGCUUUUGCAAAUUUUCUGGAUUUUAGGAGCCAUAACCCACAGAUUUGCCUAUUAUCGUAUCUGUACCCUUUUGACUGCACCGUUGUAGUAAAUAUCAUGUUUAUCAACCAAUGAAAUAGCUAGAUGAAUUGUCUUAGUACCCCGGAAUAUGCAGUGGCGUUUUUCAAUAGUUGUACAACCGACUAUCGUAUCGAAUGUCAGGCAAAACUGAUC